CAAACGCCCUCAGCACAGAGACUGGAGCAUGCCGCCGGCGAAAACCUGAAAUAUUGAUACAAAUCGUGAAUUAUUGAAAUAUUAGUUGGAAUCUAACGACAACAAAGCAUACCGAAUCAAAAAUACUUAAUACUGAUUGUGCUAUCACAAGCUGGUAAACCAAGGAGAGUCACGGAGUGCGCAAGCAGUGUUCAGGCCCUGGGCCCAGCGUGCUAGACAGUUUUAUUCCAUUACUGUUAGUAUCGCAGAAGAGACUGUAUGUAAAAAGCACAGUGAAAGACAUCGGAGGAAUACCUGAGCCCCCAGAAAGAAGCAUGAAUUUAAAUGACUUCGUGGUGCUUCCUAACAACAAGGCCAAAUCCAUCAAGCUCAAUGCCAGGUAAGGAACCUGCAAGAACUGCAGAUGGAGACCGUGACCCUGGCCCAGGAGAGUAAAGAGAUGGAGGAGAAACUGCAGCAGCUGAAAGAGAGCAUGACUAAAGAGAAGGAGGAGAGAGGGCAUUCUGGAGGGUUUAGGUGGAAGUCUGGACAAUGUGGUUCGUUAAACAGCAAUGCUUCAACAAACUGCACCAAGCAGAACCAGGAGAACAGACUCCAAAAGCUGUCAGCAGGCAAGGUGAAGAUCCGAGUGCUGAAGGAUGAACCACUGACAGCUCUACCUCAGCCACCGCCUCCACCUCCACCCCCUACCACUGGUCUUCAGACAACAAAAAAAAACAGGCUGAGGGGAACAUACUGUGGACAAUGUGAAGUCAAGACUGCUGGACUGAUGUGUGCUGAAUGCACAGAGAAUUACUGCAUUGGCUGCUUUACCAGAUUCCACCAGAAGGGGGCACUGAAACUCCACAGAAUGAUCCCCAUUCAGACAGACUUACAGACCCAUGUGAGUGCUCGAGAUGUUGUCAGCUGCUUCCAGAAACAGAUUAAGCCUGGCUCCUAUCCCAGGACCUUUACAAAUCCUAAUCCCAGUCCCAAUUCCAAACCCAACCCCGAUCGCACCUUCAUUUCCACUGCAAUCACCAGACGAGGAGAUCAGUGCCCACAAAAAGAAACAGCGGCUGUGCCAAAAUCUAAGGUGUUGGCUGUGAAUCAUGGAGAGGAGAAAAAGGUGGAAAUGAGUGAAGAGGGGCCGGAAAGGGAGGAUGAGAGGGGGUUUCCCACUUCUCUUCUUAGAGGGGUGUACAGUGAAAAAGAGUCCGCCCAGUCUUUCCAGGAGGCUCUCAGACAGUGGAGAGGAGAGAAGCGUGACGGAGCAUGCAUGACUGAGGAUGCAAUGUGGACACCUUUCCAACCAGUAUCAGUUUCAGCUAUGGCUACCCAGGCUGACCUUGCUCCAGACAGAGAAGGUGAAGGACGAGGAAGAGGAGGAGGAGAAGGCAGGGUACCUGUCAGGGUGGAGUUCACAGAAAACAGCCUUACCUACAUGGACAGAUUGCUUCUCAAGAAGCACCGCAGAACACCAUUUGAAACGUAUCGUCCGUCAUUGGCCUUUGGUACAGAUAAGUCACUACCUAAGACUGAGGAGGAGACUGUAAGCAGCUUAACAGCUCAGGAGGAGGAUUUUCGUCUCUACUGUGCAUCGUUGUUUGCUGUCCCUGUCAGCAUGGGCAGGACUGAGCCUCAGAUUACUACACCUGAAUCGUGCCUCAUCAUAGAAGUCCUGGAUGAGACAGACAGAGAUGUGCGUGAAGUUUUUGUUGCUGAAAAGAAGACGGACAACAACAGAAAGGUGCCCUCUUUUCAGCGGGUCUUCAGUAAGAGAAGAACAGUGGUACCCCAAACAGCCUUAACCAGUGGUGGGUCCUCAAGAGUGAGCCGCUCCACUCCCAGUCCAACACAACCAUCCAGGCAGGCUAGACCACCAACACAGCCCAAAGCAGCUCAGAAGCUCCAUCUAUCUAAGCCUCUGACUUCACAAGCAGGACCCUCAAUUAAAACUUCAUCCUCGAAUAUUAAGCCAUCAGCAUGCCCCACUGCUGAGGCUCCAAGGACUUUAAAGACAUCAAUCAAGACACCAUCCUCAACACCACAAAAGCCUGAUAGCUCCCCAACUGUCCAUAAAUCAAAACCUGACUGUGGAUCACCACGACUUUUGUCCUCUCCCUCGUUACCACAUUCACAAACUGAGAUCUCUAAAUCCUCCCACGCCCAAUUCUUGUUUCUGCAUGAUGUUUCUCCUUCGGCUAGCACCAGAUCGCUAAUCCCAGAAGAGCAUCCUUCCCCUUUUCCAUCCAUAUCCUUCCCUCUUAGGUCUACAUUCACAGUCUCACCAUCAAGCUCCACUGAGUCAACCUUAUUGCCCAAAGUUUACCAAUCAACCCCAUUACAAAAAGGCUCAACCUCAUCUCUGUUACCAGAACAACUCCAAUCUUCCCAGUCAUUCCCAGAACCAAAUUCAUCAAUGAAGCUUUCUUAUUCACCCCAAAGCAAUCUGGAGUCCCAAAGUCAAUCCCAACAUUCCUUCCAUGACCCAGAGUCUUUCCUAUUGGAUAAUCAACUCCAGCAGCCUCUGUCAUCAGUGUCUUCCAGUUUAAACUCACCACCAAAAUCUCUGGAACCAAGUCCACCUGUAAAAACCCUGUCCAGUUCAUCUCUAUUUAUCGAGUCCCCUUCAGAUGCAUAUUCUAAACAUAGGUCAGCUCCAAUUAAUGAGGAUGCUCCAUUUUUUAUGUCUUCUACCCCCAUCGCUGGUGACCAUGAAUCAACUCUGUUACAUCAGGAUACGCAGUAUAUCCCAUCACAUCUCUUAAAUGUCAUCCAAAGUCCUCCUUCAGCUUUGGAAAUGGCAGAGGAAGAGGAGCUAUCAAUAGACAGUGGAGAUGAAAUGUCCAGUGAUAGCCUGGGUCUGGGUCCACACGAAGAAAACUCUUCAGACCAAGAAGCACAGGUUCAUUGGCGUUUAACAAGAGGGAGAUCCAAUGAAGAAGAGCAAGGCAAUCCUGCCAUAACUGAUCAAGAAGAUUCCUUUGUUCCUGCAGAUGCAGAGAGAGAAAAUGAUUUUCAGAUUGAUGAGCAAGAACAGCUGUCAGAACCGAUCAUGGUGAUGCACAAGCCGAGUGCUGGGUCUGGAUCAGAGCAGUUCUGUGAUCUGGAUGGGUUUCCCCCUCUGGGUUUGGACAUGACUUCUGGUCUCUCCGAUACACCAGAACACACACACUGUGACUCACAGCACACAAGGCAGACUUCACUGUAUGAUUCAGAGCCAACAGGGUCAGAGGGUUAUGGGCCAAGCAGAAGCCUCAGUGCCUACACUGAGGAACACCUGGUUUUCAACCACACGCAGCCAACUAAAAUUCAAAUUCACUCAACCACACCCACCAGGAGAGUAGAAAUAUCAGCAACUGAACUAGGAACAUCUGGGUCUAAUCUGUCUGACAAAUCCACACCAACUCGGUCUCAACCUCUAAGGAGGGUGCCUGUUGCCUGCUGCCUGUCCGGUCCAAUGCACAGCUCAGAAUUGGGUCCAGCGUGUCGUCCGUUGUCCCGGGCAGCCCAGGAGAUCAUGGAGAUCUGCAGUGUGGACCAGACAGGCUGUGAGGACCCUGAUCUGGACACUGAAACAACUGCACACACACUCCGCGGUCUGGAGCAGGAACUCAGACUCAUGGCCAAUGAAACAUGGAAACAGGCUUCAGUAUUUGGUACGGGAUACAGUGGAAGUCAAGAUCAGCAUGGAUAUCAUUGUUUUACACGGGGCAGAGUCAGCGAGGAACAAAAGGAUGAGGAGGCGGCUGCACAGAGAGACCUGCAGAGUGUCCUCUUACUACCCUGAGAUAUUCACACGCGCACACACAGACACACACACAUACAUGCACAUAAACAUGCCGCACACCUGCUUGUUAAAUAAAGCAAAAUCAGAAGACAUGCACACAUUAAUAGAUGUCUAUGAGACAAUAGCCCAAGCAAAAACACACGACGAAUGUAAUUUAAAUUGUGUUCACGUGGUACAGAUGCCCUUAAGACUAAAUCUGCAGUUCAGCUCUUGUUGUGCAACUAGAUGAAAAUAAAAAUCUAAUGGUUUGAAAAAAAACUGCUGAAUAUUAAUUAAAGGUUGUUUUGAUUUGUC
Messenger RNA from Micropterus dolomieu (smallmouth bass), 4066 nucleotides. It is a transcript of the gene zbbx, whose product is annotated as zinc finger, B-box domain containing. Gene Ontology annotation, cellular component: motile cilium. Bases 404 to 3772 code for a protein of 1122 amino acids. Gene Ontology annotation, molecular function: zinc ion binding. The transcript has 21 exons. NCBI's taxonomy places the organism in Eukaryota, Metazoa, Chordata, Actinopteri, Centrarchiformes, Centrarchidae. The record is from RefSeq and is a predicted model, not a curated record. Gene Ontology annotation, biological process: cilium movement.